Molecule: messenger RNA, 1845 nt
Organism: Sodiomyces alkalinus F11
Lineage: Eukaryota; Fungi; Ascomycota; Sordariomycetes; Glomerellales; Plectosphaerellaceae
Product: putative flavin-binding monooxygenase
Exons: 9
Coding region: 1-1845 (614 amino acids)
Molecular function (GO): N,N-dimethylaniline monooxygenase activity; NADP binding; flavin adenine dinucleotide binding
Source: RefSeq, a predicted model, not a curated record
AUGGUCUAUCCCGGCCAGCUACAUUACUCCCAAUUCCAGGUGCCCAUACUGGACAGGCCCGUCGACGACCCGGGUCGCAAGUUGCGCGUCGUCUGCGUUGGCGCCGGUAUCUCGGGCAUCACGUCGGCCAUCCGAUUCAACCAACACCUGGGAGAGGACAUUACCUUCCAAAUCUACGAGAAGAACAAUGAUGUCGGCGGUGUCUGGCUCGAGAACCGCUACCCCGGCGUCGCAUGCGACGUGCCCGCCGCUUGCUUUGCCUUCCUCUUCGAAGAUAACCCGGACUGGUCGUCGUACUACGCUUCCGGGAAAGAAAUCCAGGAGUACAUCGUCAAGGUCGCGGACAAGUACCAGACACGACAGUACAUGAAAUUCAACCACGUCGUCAAGGGCGCGCAAUGGGACGAGGACCGCGGGGUGUGGAAGAUGCAGAUUCAUGACACAACUCGAGACACGAUGAUCCACGACGAGGCAGAUAUUCUCUUGCUCGGCUGGGGACAACUUAACAACUGGGCGUUCCCCGACGUUCCUGGACUACACGAUUUCAAGGGACCCUACAUGCACAGCGCAAACUAUAACGAGUCGUUCGAUCUAACAGGAAAGGUCGUUGCCCUCGUGGGUGGUGGCUCUACGGGAGUCCAGGUGCUUCCGGAGAUUCAGCCCAAGGCGAAACAAGUGCAUCAAUACAUGAGAUCCAGAAAUUGGAUUGCCCCUGUAGGCUUUGGCGCUGGGGAGCUGAUUAAACGCGGGGCCUUGGAGGCCGGCAACUUCAAAUACCCCGAAGACGAACGACGCAAGUGGGCGCAAGACCCUGCCUCGUACCACGCAUACCGCCGCUACAUCGAAGAUAACAUGAUGGAGUACAUGAGCGAGAACAGCUUCAAAUACGGCAGCGAGGAACAAAAGAAGACGCACGCCGAGUUUGACAAGCACAUGAAGGAGGCACUCAGGUCCCGCCCCGAAAUUCUCCAAUCUCUGCUCCCCGAUUUCCCCCCCGGCUGCCGCCGCCUCGUGCCCGGCCCUGGAUAUCUAGAGGCUGUCGUCAAGGAGAACGUCAAGUGGAUUCCCAAGGAGAUUCAAUGUGUCAAGGAGAACGGUAUUGUGACGGCGGAUGGUGAGCUGCACGAAUGCGAUGCUAUUAUCUGGGCCACUGGGUUCCUCGCCGACUUCCGCAGCCGAUUCCCCAUGGUCGGACGAGACGGCAUCACCUGGGCACAGGUCAUGGAUCCCGAGCCAGAGGCCUAUCUCGGCGUCAUGGUCGACAAGAUGCCAAAUUGCUUUCUGUACCUGGGACCCAACGCCGCUCCGGGCGCAGGGAACGCCUACCUUACUUCCGAGCUAGAGUGUGCGCUGGCCAUUCGCUGCGCCAAGAAGAUGCUCCGCGAGAAGAUCAAGUCGAUUUGUGUGAGGCCCGACAGACUGAAGCAGUAUGUUGCCCAUACGGCGGAGUACUUGAAGGGAACUAUAUUUGGCCAACCAUGCAAAUCUUGGUUCAAGCGCGGAGAUCCCAACGGUCGGAACAUUGCCUACUAUCCCGGUAAUUCGCUAAACUCGAUGGUUGCCCUUGAGUAUACUCGGUGGGAGGACUUUGAGUAUACCUACCUUAACGAGUUGAACGGAAACCCCAUGGGCUGGCUGGGUAAUGGCUAUGUCAAGGCCGACUACGACGGAAGUUCGCGGACGGCCUACCUCAACCCGGCGAACAUUGACUAUCCUCCCGUGCCGCAGCCCAAGGCAUUGCAAGCGAAGGGAGUGAAGAAGGAAGAGACUGAUCAGCUUGCCAAGGCUAAGAGUGGUUCUGCAGUCCACGUUGAGGAGUUCAAACCCGUUACGGCUGUUGCAUAG